Owenia fusiformis is the source of this 2147-nucleotide messenger RNA. Lineage: Eukaryota; Metazoa; Annelida; Polychaeta; Sabellida; Oweniidae. The record is from the annotation of a GenBank genome assembly.
UCCGGGUUAGCAAAUGAUAGUUGAAGAAACCAAAAUUGCUUAUCUAUUUUCAAUUUAUAUAGAAAUCUACAAUUGGACAAAGAAAUGGAUGAUAUUAAUAACCUGGUGGCCCAACUACACAUUGAUGGAGAGAAAGGAACUAUUGGACCAACACUAGAUGCUCUCAUAGAGAAACUAACAAAUGAUGAUGAUAAAGAGAAGGUUGAUAUACGACAGAAAUUAUAUGAUGCUAAAGUUUUGCCUCAACUUUUGCUCCUCCUUAAUGAAGAGCCCAAACUCCAGGAAACAGUUUCCCACCUCAUAGCUGAGCUUGCGAAGGCUGAGUAUGCCAGAGUGCCAUGUGUAGAGGCAGGCUUCAUUCCACCCCUAGUGGGCCUCAUGUCUACAGACAAUGUACAUCUCUCUAUACAAGUGUGUAGAGCAUUAGGAAAUAUAUGUUAUGAUAAUGAUGAAGGGAGAACUGAAGUUGAGAAGAAUGGAGGGUUAAAAAAACUUUUAGAUGUCCUCACUAGUCAUAUCUCAAAUACACAAACUGAUGCCGAUAAGCUAAGAAUGAUUGCAUGUGGCUACUUGCUGAAUCUAACCAAUUGUAAUGAAUGUAUGCAAGAGAAGGCAAUCAAUCUGGAUGCAGUCUCUAUUAUGAAGCAGUACUUAGAACAAUGUCGCAAUGAUGAUGCUGUGUGUCACAUGGCUCUUAUGACAGUCGCAAGCUUGUUUGAUUCAGAUUUUGGUCGGGAGAAGAUCAGCGAAAGUGGAAUUUCGUCAACAGUUGUGGAUCUCUUAGAGCCUGGCAAUGAAGGAGAAGAGCCCGUUCUGGACCUACUGGGCACUCUCGCAGAAUAUGACAAAAUAAAAGUUCAGUUGACGAAGACCACUUUGGGUGAAAAGUUGAUGAAAAUAAUUGAGUCCAAUAUUGAUAAAGAUGACGAAGACAGUGAUGCACUUGUCAAUGCUGCUGCUGACCUUGUCAUAUUGAUUUUAACUGGAGAUGAUAGUAUGGACAUGUGGUAUGAAGAUGGGAAGGCUUUGGUGUUCACAAGUACAAUGCAGUGGCUACAUUCCAACAAUGCACAUCUUAGGGUAGCAGGAGCACUAGCUGUGGGCAAUUAUGCCAGAAACGAUAGCCACUGUAUCAAAUUAGUAGAAGACAGCGUCACCAUCUUCCUCCUGAAUCUCUUACGUAACCAUGGUAAUCAAGAUGGUGUAACUUUACAGCAUGCUAUAUUUAGCGCACUAAAGAAUCUCGCCAUUCCAGCUGUUAACAAGAUCAUCAUGUUGCAGACAGGAAUUAUAGAUACAGUUACACCAUUUAGCAAAACAGAUAUGUCUCCUGUACAAUUCAAACUGCUUGGCCUGUUGCGGAUGCUUGUUGAUGGACAAGAGGCUGCUUCUAUCAAAGUUGGAACAAACAAAGGUCUCAUAGAGGAAGUCAGCCAAUGGUGUAACAAUGAAGAUCAUGCGGGGGUCAAAGGGGAAUCAAUGAGACUGCUAGCCUGGCUGGUACGCCAUUCCAGAUCUUCUGAUGUCAUGAAAGUUAUUACCAAAUAUGGUGGACUGUCUCAUCUGGUUGCCAUGACAACUUCGGAGCAUGUUGUCAUGCAGAAUGAAGCACUUGUGGCUCUAAUCAUCAUCGCAUCUUCCAUACUAGCUGAAGCCAAAGAACCUCUAUCAGAGUGUAAUGUCAUAGAAACUGUCACAAAAUUAUUGUCUGAUGAGAAGACAUUGACAGAAAUUAAAGAAAAUACUCUUACCUUGAGUGCAAAACUUCAAGAAGAAGGCACGCUAAAAACUCUAAUGCAAAACAACAGUGAGUUUAUUACAGUCAUUUCGGAACUUUGCAAUAGUGAAGAAAGCAAAUUAAGAGAACUUGCAACAACUGUGAAAUCUUUAAUAGCAACAUGAUGCACUGUUAGAUUCCACCAUGCCAUUCCUGUUAUGAGAACUACUACAAUGGGUCCCUACCUGAAGUCGUGUGGCUUUUGUGAAAGAAUAUGACUCCAUUGGGAGAAAACCUGUAGUGAAUAUAUGCUGUGAAUGAUUCAUAGAAUGGGAUAAUGUCAUUGAGGAAAGUUAUCCCAGAAGAAUUUCAACAUGCAGCGUACUUUUUACAUUAUCCAGACCAUGCAUUUUUCCAGAGAGAGCUCAUU